Messenger RNA from Hyposmocoma kahamanoa, 995 nucleotides. It is a transcript of the gene BORCS6, whose product is annotated as BLOC-1-related complex subunit 6. Lineage: Eukaryota; Metazoa; Arthropoda; Insecta; Lepidoptera; Cosmopterigidae. Gene Ontology annotation, cellular component: BORC complex. The record is from RefSeq and is a predicted model, not a curated record. The coding region runs from base 158 to 898 and encodes 246 amino acids. Gene Ontology annotation, biological process: lysosome localization. The transcript is spliced from 2 exons.
AGAAGUAAGCGAAUAAUUUCAUUGGAUUUUCGGUUAUUCUCUGAUACUGGCGAUGAUCGCCAUAAUUUUUAUAAUAUUACUGUAAAACUGACACUGGCACAAGUCUAGUGGCCGCCUUAAAGGAAAUAAUAAUAUUUUGAUUUAGGAUUUAUCCAUAAUGGAAAGAACUACAACUGAACAGGUAUCUCCAACUUCCGAUGUCAAAGAUUUUGGAAACACUAACAAACCACAAAGCGACGCAGACAUAGACGAUGAAAUUACAGCUCGAAUGACUGCAUCAUACAGCGAAAUUUCAUUCCACUCGGACCACGGCCAGGACCUCAACGAUAGCAAGGCUGGCCCUUCACGACCUUACAAUUUACCAUCAGAGAACAGAAAACAAGAAAAACUCCCUUUAGAUAUGGAUGGCCAUGUUAGAUAUGAAGGUGACAUGACACAUUAUGUAGCAGAUGAUUUAGAAUUCAAAAUAAAACUAUCAAGUCCUAUUACAAAACGUGGAGAAACCCCUGUUUUUGGCAGCAGUAAUCCUUCCCGAUCUAGUACACCCUCGGGAAAACUUUACAGACAAAUCUUAGCUCCACAAAUUGGACAAAUAGAUAUCACAGUAUUAAAUGAUCUCGAAUAUGAAGCACAAAGAAUAGCCCAAUCAGUAGAUAAUCUAAUUGAAAACCUAUCAGGAAUUUUACACUCCAAUUCUUCAUUGACAGCAGAAAAUAUGGAAGUUUAUAAAGAUGCUGUGAGCAAAACAUGUGAUGCAAUGGAUAAUAAUAUCAAAAGCAUGUACACAAUUUUAGCCAAGGGUGAAGAAGUUUCUCAAGCCAUGAUCCCUGUACAGGCACAAGCAGCUAGGGUAGCCGAGAUUAAAAGACUUCUGCAAGUCUUUGAAAACAAUUUUUAAAUCUCCACACUUUUUAGUUUUUAGAGGAAAUAAUUUAUUUAUUUUACGUCUUUAUCAUAGAAUGAUAUUUAUUCCAAUAAUAUACUUUGAUUUAUUA